AUGACACUCGGUCUUGUCCCAGUGAUAGAUUUGUGUUCUCCGAACUUCUCUCCGGCGAAGGCGAUGACUCUUCUCGUCUCUAACGGUUUGCUCAGAAUGAAGCUUCGUCUGAAGGUCGCUACCGGAAAAGCUCGAAUCCCAGAGCCACCGGACCCACCAGAUCCUCUCUGCUUGCUAGUCACCGGCGAUACUAUAAUGAUGGAUCCGAGUUUCAUUGACUUAGUCCCGAUUGUUUCGGUUGAAUUGGGUUCUCUUAUGGUCGCCCUUGUGCGAUUCCUUGUUGCAUUAUGCAGAAUAUUUCUCUCUACUGCAGUAUGCAGGUUUCUACUAUUGUGUCAUUCAUUGGCAAGCUUAUCGCCGAUGUGCGAUGCUUCAAUUGGGCCAUCCGGUGAGAAUCUUAUCGCUUUUAUGCGACACCCUACUGCAUGUUUCAAUACGUCAUCACCUUGA
Molecule: messenger RNA, 450 nt
Organism: Arabis nemorensis
Lineage: Eukaryota; Viridiplantae; Streptophyta; Magnoliopsida; Brassicales; Brassicaceae
Source: the annotation of a GenBank genome assembly